Molecule: messenger RNA, 450 nt
Organism: Exserohilum turcica Et28A
Lineage: Eukaryota; Fungi; Ascomycota; Dothideomycetes; Pleosporales; Pleosporaceae
Exons: 1
Coding region: 1-450 (149 amino acids)
Source: RefSeq, a predicted model, not a curated record
AUGGCUACUUCAUCAUCCCCCAACGCACAAGCCAAAAAGCACAUUCCUGGCCAUGACCGUUGGCCUACCAAGUGCAUCUCCAUGGAAACAAGCCACUUCCUACGUAUGCUAAAUCGUCUGGGCCUCAGCAGUAUUUGCCUUGAAGUCGACUGGGUGCAUUUCCCAUGUAUCUCUUCCAGCCGGCAACGCACAUCACACUUCGACGCCAAAGCGUGGACCCAAAAUUGGAAGCACAGAUUCCGCAAAGUUGCGAUUCAUUUCGUCGUCCGGAAUCCGCGUGCAACGCAAUACGAUUCUCAGUGGUUGAUGGCUGAGGCGGAGACGCUGGCAGCACUGCUGGUGGGGCCAGAUGCAACUGCAGCAUACACCGAGCCUCGUCGGUGCUGUGGGGGGGGGACUUCCCACUUUGAAGGCGUCAUACAUGGUCUAGUCGUCGAGCGGAAAGUAUGA